Messenger RNA from Lacerta agilis (Sand lizard), 8204 nucleotides. It is a transcript of the gene FLNA, whose product is annotated as filamin A. Gene Ontology annotation, molecular function: actin filament binding. NCBI's taxonomy places the organism in Eukaryota, Metazoa, Chordata, Lepidosauria, Squamata, Lacertidae. The record is from RefSeq and is a predicted model, not a curated record. Gene Ontology annotation, biological process: actin cytoskeleton organization. The transcript has 47 exons. Bases 88 to 8064 code for a protein of 2658 amino acids.
UGUCGUCCUGCAGGAUCCUGCGCCUUUAAUCCCGGGCCCAACCUACCCAGCGCCGGGGUCCCACCCACCCCGAGCCCAGCCGUUAUAAUGAGCGGCUCUCAAGCGCGACUCCAUCAGGCCGCAGGAGCGGGAGGAGUUGGUGGCGGCGGAGGAGGAGGAGGCAGCGGCGGCAGCAACAGCAGCAGCAGCAUCCAGGGGGAGGUCGCUGCCGAGAUGCCGGCCACCGAGAAGGACCUGGCCGAGGACGCGCCCUGGAAGAAGAUCCAGCAGAACACCUUCACGCGCUGGUGCAACGAGCACCUGAAAUGCGUCAACAAGCGCAUCGCCAACUUGCAGACGGACUUGGGCGACGGGCUGCGCCUCAUCGCGCUGCUCGAGGUGCUGAGCCAGAAGAAGAUGGGGCGCAAGUACAACACGCGCCCCACUUUCCGGCAGAUGCAGCUGGAAAACGUUUCGGUGGCGCUGGAGUUUCUGGAAAGAGAGAGCAUCAAGCUGGUCUCCAUCGACAGCAAAGCUAUUGUGGAUGGGAACCUGAAGCUGAUCCUGGGCCUGAUCUGGACACUCAUCCUGCACUACUCUAUCUCCAUGCCCAUGUGGGAUGAGGAAGAUGAUGAAGAGGCCAAGAAACAAACCCCCAAGCAGCGACUGCUGGGCUGGAUCCAAAACAAACUGCCUCAGUUGCCCAUCACCAACUUCAGCAAGGACUGGCAGAGCGGCCGGGCGCUAGGCGCUCUUGUUGACAGCUGUGCCCCAGGUCUGUGCCCUGACUGGGAUUCAUGGGAUGCUAGCAAACCUGUCAACAAUGCCCGGGAGGCCAUGCAGCAAGCGGAUGACUGGCUGGGCAUCCCGCAGGUGAUCACUCCUGAAGAGAUUGUGGACCCCAAUGUUGAUGAGCACUCGGUCAUGACAUACCUCUCCCAGUUCCCCAAAGCUAAGCUAAAGCCAGGAGCCCCCCUUAGGCCCAAACUGAACCCCAAGAAAGCCAGAGCUUAUGGGCCAGGCAUUGAGCCCACAGGCAACAUGGUGAAGAAGAAGGCAGAGUUCACCGUUGAAACGAUCAGUGCUGGCCAGGGAGAAGUGCUAGUCUAUGUGGAGGACCCUGCUGGACAUCGGGAAGAAGCGAAGGUCAUUGCCAACAAUGACAAGAACCGGACGUUCUCGGUGUGGUAUGUGCCAAAGGUGACAGGAGUCCACAAGGUGACAGUACUGUUUGCUGGGCAGCACAUUGCCAAGAGCCCCUUUGAGGUGAAUGUGGACAAAUCGCACGGGGAUGCCAGCAAGGUCACUGCCCAGGGCCCUGGCCUGGAGCCUGUGGGCAACAUUGCCAACAAGACCACCUACUUCGAGAUCUUCACUGCUGGUGCUGGUGUUGGGGAAAUCGAGGUAAUCAUCCAAGAUCCGACUGGCAAGAAAGGGACAGUGGAGCAGCAGCUGGAGGACAAAGGCAAUAGCACCUACCGCUGCACCUACAAGCCCACCCUGGAGGGCACCUACACUAUCUACAUCACCUUUGGGGGGAUCCCCAUCCCCCGCAGUCCAUAUACGGUCACCAUUGGCCAGGCGUGCAACCCAAAUGCUUGCCGGGCCGUGGGUCGAGGCCUCCAGCCCAAAGGUGUCCGAGUGAAGGAGACAGCAGAUUUCAAGGUCUACACCAAAGGCGCUGGCAGCGGAGAGCUCAAAGUGACAAUAAAAGGCCCAAAAGGACUUGAGGAACGUGUCAAGCAGAAGGACCUGGGUGAUGGGGUGUAUGGUUUUGAGUACUACCCCACAGUUCCUGGCAACUACACAGUCACAAUCACUUGGGGUGGGCAGCACAUCCCCCGCAGCCCAUUUGAGGUAAAAGUGGGAACGGAAUGUACAAACCAGAAGGUGCGGGCCUGGGGGCCAGGCUUGGAAGGAGGCGUGGUCGGCAAAUCUGCUGAUUUCGUGGUGGAAGCCAUUGGUGAUGACGUUGGCACGCUAGGCUUCUCGGUGGAGGGUCCCUCACAGGCCAAGAUUGAGUGUGACGACAAGGGUGAUGGCUCCUGCAACGUGCGCUAUUGGCCCCAGGAGCCAGGCGAAUAUGCAGUCCACGUGCUCUGCAACAACGAAGACAUCAAGCUCAGCCCCUUCAUGGCGGAAAUCAAAGCUGCUCCCAAGGACUUCUACCCAGAGAAGGUCAAAGCCCAUGGUCCAGGCUUGGAGAAAACGGGUGUUGCGGUCAACAAGCCAGCUGAGUUCACAGUAGAUGCCAAGAGUGGUGGAAAGGCUCCUCUCAAGGUGCAAGUACAGGACUCUGAAGGAUCCCCUGUGGAUGUCUCUGUGAAGGACAAUGGCAAUGGCACCUACAGCUGCUCCUACCUGCCCAAGAAGCCCGUAAAGCACACAGCCAUGGUGUCAUGGGGCGGAGUCAACAUCCCCAACAGUCCCUACAGGGUCAACGUUGGAGCUGGCAGCCACCCCAACAAAGUGAAAGUGUAUGGUCCUGGUGUGGCCAAGACUGGCCUGAAGGCUCACGAGCCGACCUACUUCACAGUGGACUGUGCAGAAGCUGGGCAGGGUGACGUGAGCAUCGGCAUCAAGUGUGCACCAGGCGUUGUGGGCCCAGCAGAGGCAGACAUAGACUUUGACAUCAUUCGGAAUGACAACGACACCUUCACAGUCAAGUAUACACCCCGUGGUGCUGGCAGCUACACCAUUAUGGUGCUUUUUGCUGACCAGGCCACCCCCACCAGCCCCAUCAGAAUCAAAGUGGAUCCCUCGCAUGAUGCCAGCAAAGUCAAGGCCGAGGGACCUGGACUCAACAGGAGUGGUGUGGAGAUAGGCAAACCAACUUACUUCACAGUCAACACAAAGGCAGCUGGCAAGGCUAAGCUGGAUGUCCAGUUCACUGGCCCGGCCAAAGGAGAGGCUGUUAGAGACUCUGAAGUAAUUGACCACCAUGACAACACUUACACUGUCAAAUACACCCCUGUGCAGCAGGGUAAUAUUGGAGUGAAUGUUACAUAUGGAGGAGACCACAUCCCCAAAAGCCCUUUCAGUGUGGGAGUGGCACCCACCCUGGACCUCGGCAAGAUCAAGAUCUCUGGACUUGGCGACAAAGUGGAAGUGGGCAAGGACCAGGAGUUCACCGUCAAGUCCAAGGGGGCUGGGGGCCAAGGCAAGGUGGCUGCCAAGAUCACAGGCCCCUCCAGCAAGCCUGUGCCCUGCAAGGUGGAGCCAGGCCUCAGCUCUGACAACAGCGUGGUGAAGUUCAUCCCCCGGGAAGAGGGGCCUUAUGAAGUGGACGUGACCUAUGAUGGUGUGCCAGUCCCAGGCAGCCCCUUCCCUGUGGAGGCUGUACCCCCCACCAACCCAUCCAAGGUGAAGGCCUAUGGACCAGGCCUGAAAGGUGGCUUGGCUGGCGCUCCUGCCCCCUUUACCAUAGAUACCAAAGGGGCUGGCAACGGAGGCCUUGGCCUGACUGUGGAGGGCCCUUGUGAGGCCAAGAUUGAGUGCCUGGACAAUGGAGACGGCACCUGCUCCGUCUCUUACCUGCCCACGGAGCCUGGCGAAUACAACAUCAACAUCCUCUUUGCUGACACCCAUGUGCCGGGCUCUCCCUUCAAAGCCCAGGUGUUGCCUGGCUUUGAUCCGUCCAAAGUGAAGUGUUCUGGGCCAGGGCUGGAGCACGCCACGGUGGGGCAGGCGGGAGAGUUCAGCGUUGACUGCUCCAGCGCCGGCAGCGCAGAGCUCACCAUAGAGAUCAUUUCGGAAAGCGGCACACAGGCUGAGGUCCACGUGCGGGAUAACGGCGAUGGCACCUACACCAUCACUUACAUCCCUCUCUGCCCGGGUGUCUACACCAUCACAAUCAAAUACGGUGGGCAGCCUGUGCCAAACUUCCCCAGCAAGCUCAACGUAGAACCAGCUGUGGACACGUCUGGAGUUAAAGUCUACGGGCCCGGAGUGGAAGGCAAAGGUGUAUUCCGUGAAGCCACCACAGAGUUCAGCGUAGAUGCACGAGCCCUGACUAAGGCUGGAGGCCCUCAUGUCAAGACCAGAGUGUCCAAUCCCUCAGGAAACCUAACUGAGAGCUACGUGCGUGAUAACGGGGAUGGGACCUACCAUGUGGAGUACACUCCAUAUGAAGAUGGUGUCCACUCUAUCGAUGUGACUUACAAUGGCAGCCCUGUGCCAAGCAGCCCCUUCCGGGUGCCAGUAACAGAAGGAUGUGACCCCACAAGGGUUCGAGUGCAUGGUCCUGGCAUCCAAAGUGGGACCACCAACAAGCCCAACAAAUUCACGGUGGAGACCAGGGGUGCUGGUUCUGGUGGACUGGGCCUAGCUGUUGAAGGUCCCUCUGAAGCAAAGAUGUCAUGCACUGACAACAAAGAUGGCAGCUGUUCUGUGGAAUACAUUCCCUAUGAACCUGGCACCUACAACCUCAACGUCACUUACGGUGGCCACCAAGUGCCAGGGAGCCCCUUCAAAGUGCCUGUGCAUGAUGUGAUAGAUUCAUCUAAAGUUAAAUGUUCAGGCCCUGGCCUGACCCCAGGUGUUGUCAGAGCCAAUGUCCCCCAGUCCUUCACAGUUGACACCAGCAAGGCAGGUGUGGCACCUCUCCAGGUCAAAGUUCAGGGCCCUAAAGGAGUGGUGGAGCCUGUAGAUGUGGUGGACAAUGCUGACGGGACUCAGACCGCAAGCUACGUGCCAAGCCGGGAAGGCCCAUACAGCAUUGCUGUGCACUAUGGAGAUGAGGAGGUGCCCCGCAGUCCAUUCAAGGUUAAGGUUCUUCCCACACACGAUGCCAGCAAGGUAAAGGCUAGUGGCCCAGGGCUGAACACAACAGGUGUGCCAGCCAGCCUGCCUGUGGAGUUCACAAUUGAUGCCAAGGAUGCUGGAGAGGGCUUGCUGGCCGUCCAGAUCACCGAUCCUGAGGGCAAGCCCAAGAAAGCCACCAUCCGUGACAACCAAGAUGGCACCUACACUGUGUCCUAUGUCCCAGACAUGACCGGCCGGUACACCAUCCUCAUCAAGUACGGUGGGGAUGAGAUCCCCUACUCGCCGUACCGCAUCCGGGCCCUGCCCACUGGCGAUGCCAGCAAGUGUACCGUCACAGUGUCGAUUGGAGGUCAUGGGCUAGGAGCCGGCAUUGGGCCCACCAUCCAAAUUGGUGAGGAGACGGUGAUCACGGUGGAUGCCAAGGCUGCUGGGAAGGGCAAGGUGACUUGCACAGUAUGCACUCCUGAUGGCACAGAGGUGGACGUGGAUGUGGUGGAAAAUGAAGACGGCACCUUUGACAUCUUCUACACGGCGCCCCAGCCAGGCAAAUAUGUCAUCUGUGUGCGCUUUGGAGGAGAGCACAUUCCCAACAGUCCUUUCCAGGUUACGGCCCUGGAUGGCGAGCGCACGACCCCCCAGCAGAUGGCCCAGCCGAUGCGGGCCCCACCCUACGCAUAUCCACCUGGUGUACAGCAGCCCUGGGGACCGGCAGUAACAGCAACAGACCGUCCUGUCAAUGGACUGGAUGCCGGACUGCGGCCUUUUGACUUGGUCAUCCCUUUUACCAUCAAGAAAGGAGAGAUCACAGGUGAGGUGCGCAUGCCGUCUGGCAAGGUGGCAAAGCCAGACAUCACAGACAACAAGGAUGGCACAGUGACAGUGCGCUACGCCCCCACAGAAGCUGGCUUGCAUGAGAUGGACAUCCGUUACGACAACAUGCACAUCCCAGGUAGCCCGCUGCAGUUCUACGUGGACUAUGUCAACAGUGGCCACGUGACUGCUUACGGACCGGGACUCAUCCAUGGGGUAGUCAACAAGCCAGCAGUCUUCACCGUCAACACAAAAGAUGCAGGAGAAGGCGGCCUCUCUCUAGCCAUUGAAGGCCCCUCCAAGGCUGAGAUUGGCUGCACUGAUAACCAGGAUGGCACUUGCACAGUGUCGUAUCUUCCCGUUCUGCCUGGCGACUACAACAUAUUGGUGAAAUACAAUGACAAGCACAUCCCAGGAAGUCCCUUCACUGCCAAGAUUACUGGAGAUGACACGAUGCGCAUGUCCCAUCUCAAAGUGGGCUCCUCUGCCGACAUCCCCUUGAACAUCACCGAGACAGACCUGAGCCAGCUGACGGCCACCGUGAUCCCACCUUCUGGUCGUGAGGAGCCUUGUCUGCUCAAACACCUACGCAAUGGGCAUGUUGGAAUUUCUUUUGUCCCCAAAGAGAUUGGAGAGCACAUUGUGAACAUCAAGAAGAAUGGGCUGCACAUCCCCAACAGCCCCAUCACAGUGAUGAUCAGCCAGUCUGAAAUUGGCGAUGCCAGCCGCGUCAGGGUCUCUGGCCCAGGGCUCAGCGAGGGACGGACAUUUGAACCUUCAGAGUUCAUUAUUGACACAAGAGAUGCUGGUUAUGGUGGGCUGAGCUUGUCCAUUGAAGGCCCCAGUAAGGUCGACAUCAAUACUGAGGACCUAGAUGAUGGUACUUGCAAAGUCACGUAUUGUCCAACAGAGCCUGGCAACUACAUAAUCAACAUCAAGUUUGCAGACCAGCAUGUGCCAGGGAGUCCAUUUUCUGUGAAGGUGACAGGAGAAGGACGAAUGAAGCAGAUGAUCACACGCCGCCGCAAAGCCCCCUCUGUUGCCAAUAUUGGCAGCCAGUGCGACCUCAGUUUGAAAAUCCCAGAAAUCAACAUCAGGGACAUGACAGCUCAGGUCACCAGCCCUUCAGGCAAGUCCCACGAUGCAGAGAUCUUGGAGGCAGAAAACAACACUUACUGCAUCCGCUUUGUGCCCACUGAGACGGGCAUCCACUCAGUCAGCGUCAAGUACAAAGGGCAGCAUGUGCCCGGAAGCCCCUUCCAGUUCACCGUGGGCCCUCUUGGCGAGGGUGGCGCACACAAGGUCCGGGCAGGUGGCCCUGGACUGGAGAGAGCUGAAGCUGGCGUGCCAGCUGAGUUUAGCAUCUGGACACGGGAGGCUGGUGCUGGUGGCCUCUCCAUUGCUGUGGAGGGCCCCAGUAAGGCAGAGAUUGCUUUUGAAGACCGGAAAGAUGGUUCAUGUGGUGUUUCCUACAUUGUGCAAGAACCUGGAGACUACGAGGUUUCUGUGAAGUUCAACGACGAGCACAUCCCAGACAGUCCCUUUGUGGUACCUGCCACCUCCACCUCAGAUGAUGCCCGUCGACUCACUGUUUCUAGUCUUCAGGAGUCAGGGUUAAAAGUGAACCAGCCAGCCUCGUUUGCCGUCAGCUUGAACGGGGCCAAAGGUGUGAUUGAUGCCAAGGUGCACAGCCCCUCGGGGGCCCUAGAAGAGUGCCAUGUCACAGAAAUUGACGAAGACAAAUACGCUGUGCGUUUCAUCCCCCGUGAGAAUGGCAUCUACUCUGUUGAUGUCAAGUUCAACGGUAGCCACAUUCCCGGCAGUCCCUUCAAGAUCCGUGUUGGGGAGCUGGGCCAAGCUGGGGACCCAGGGAUGGUGUCUGCCUACGGCCCUGGCUUAGAAGGUGGCAUGACAGGAAGCCCUGCUGAGUUCAUAGUCAACACCACAAAUGCUGGGCCUGGGGCACUGGCCGUCACCAUUGAUGGUCCCUCUAAGGUGAAGAUGGACUGCCAAGAGUGCCCAGAGGGCUACAAGGUCAUCUACACACCCAUGGCACCUGGCAGCUACCUCAUCUCCAUUAAAUAUGGUGGCCCAUACCACAUUGCUGGCAGCCCCUUCAAGGCCAAAAUCACAGGGGCCCGUCUCGUCCCCAGCCACAGCCUCCAUGAGACUUCCUCGGUCUUCAUGGAUGGGGUGGCCAAACAUGAUGGAGCAGCCCCCAAGUUUGCCUCUGAUGCCAGCAAGGUGGUUGCCAAGGGCCUGGGCCUCAACAAGGGCUUUGUGGGGCAGAAGAACUCUUUCACUGUCGAUUGCAGCAAAGCAGGGAACAACAUGCUGCUGGUGGGGGUGCAUGGCCCCAAGACCCCCUGCGAGGAGAUUGUGGUGAAGCACCUGGGCAACCGGCUCUACAACGUCACCUACCUGCUCAAGGACAGAGGGGAUUAUGUGCUGGUGGUGAAGUGGGGAGAGGAGCACAUCCCCGGCAGCCCCUUCCAUGUCUCCGUGCCUUAAUCCUUCCCCCACCCCCCUGAUUAUAACACUGCCCCUCUUGAGCCCUGUUUGUAAUGCCACUACCCCUACUCGCCCACCUGAGACGCUGCCUCUUAAACUUCCUCGGCAGGUUUUGUGCCAGUGUGGGUGGGGAAAGGGAG